Messenger RNA from Eimeria mitis, 1572 nucleotides. Its product is annotated as structure specific recognition protein I, putative. The transcript has 12 exons. NCBI's taxonomy places the organism in Eukaryota, Apicomplexa, Conoidasida, Eucoccidiorida, Eimeriidae. Gene Ontology annotation, molecular function: nucleosome binding; DNA binding; histone binding. The record is from RefSeq and is a predicted model, not a curated record. The coding region runs from base 1 to 1572 and encodes 523 amino acids. Gene Ontology annotation, cellular component: FACT complex; nucleus.
AUGUCCCAAGGCACUCCGCCGGCCGGCCCCGGCGGGCCGGUCGUGUCGGUGGCUAACAUUCGAGGGCUGGGGAGGAAUGAUCCUGGUUUGUUUAAAAUGAGUGGGGAAAUAUUCGGCUGGAAGAACAGAAGAAACGGAAAGGUCUAUCAAUACAAAAGUUCAGAUGUUGCAGAUGCACAGUGGAUACACUGCGGCCCCGACCACUACCAGUUGAAGGUCAUCCUUGGCCCUCAUAGAAACGACAGCAUCGUCAUCUUUGAUGGUUUUCACAAGAAAAACUAUGAAGAUAUCAGACGACAUUUUUCAGAGCAUUUCAAAUUAAAUUUAAAUACAAAAAACAUCGCCCACUGGGGGCGGCACUGGGGAGAGGUUUGCAUGGAGGGAAAUAAUUUAAAGGUAUCAAUGAACGGCUGCCCCGCGUUUGAAGUGAACGCCCAGGACAUAGCGCAGGUCACCACACCAUCGAAGAAUGAUUUAGCUAUUGAGCUUGUUCAGGACGACACAAGAGAUCAAACAGAUGAUAUGCUCCUUGAAAUUCGUCUUUUUCAGCCAAGUGCAGGCGAUGACGAGGCGGAGAGCCUUCUGCAGAGCCUGAAGGAGAAGCUAGUGAAGAAGAGUGGUGUUGCUGAGACAAAGAUGGAGAGUAUUGCGUUAUUGAAUGAUGUGCCUUUGUUAGUACCGAGAGGAAGAUAUGAAAUAGAUAUCGGUAGAAGGGCCCUCAAGUUUCACGGGAAAUCUUAUGAUUACACCAUUCUAUACACCAACAUCAACAGGAUGUUUUUGGUGCCUCGUCCAAAUUCUCCUCACGUGAAUUUUAUUUUAUCUUUAGAUAAUGCGAUGCGUCAAGGGCAAACAUCUUACCCUUUUGUUGUUAUGCAGUUUGAUAGCGAGAAUGUUACUUCUGUUGAAGUUAAUCUAGAGGAAAAUGAACUCAAAGAAAAGGGAUUAGAGAAACAACUCGAAGGGAAGACGUUUGACGUGAUAACUCGCAUUCUUAAAUCGUUGAUCGGGAAAAGUGUAAUUGUUCCUGGAGAUUUCAAGAGCGUCAAAAACCAAUAUGGGAUUACUUGCAGCUACAGAGCACAGAGCGGCCAUCUUUAUCCUCUCAAUCGUUCUUUCUUAUUCAUAGUGAAACCCGUUAUUUUUGUCAGAUUCGAAGAUGUGGUGAGCGUGGAGUUUAGCCGAACGGGUGCGAGCACCACCAACCGUUUCUUCGCUUUCACUGUUUCCUGCCGAGGGGGUGUUGAACACGAGUUUACUUCAAUUGACCGCAACGAGUACACUCCCCUGGUGGAGUUCUUGACGCAGAGGGGAAUUCGCAUUAAGAACGCCGAAAAUUCAAACACGCAGAGAACAGGCGGACUGCAAGAAGAAGAAAUACAAACCGACGAAGAUGACGAUGACUACGGCGGAGAGGAAUCCGAAACAGAUGAAGACUUUGAAGACGAAGAGGACGAUGAGGAAAGCGAGGAGAGCGCUGGGGAAUCGAACGACGAAGAAGGCGAAAAGGCAAAAAAGAGGAAGCACAAACACAAGAAGGAGAAGAAGGAGAAGAAGAAGCACAAAAAGUAG